AUGGAUACUGAUUCAAAUGAAAAAAUAAAUUGUUGCGUUGAUGGUUGUCCAUCCAAUCUCAACAAUAAUUCUCUUUGUCUUACUCAGGCAAUAGAGUUCACUUGUGAAAAUUGUACAAACAAAUUUUGUUUUACUCAUUUUGUUGAUCAUAUGAAAAAAGGAGAAGACGAUCCAAAAUCAAACAAAAUAUCAUGUAACUCAACUUCUAAUCAUGUGUGUUCAACUGGCUUAGCUAUAAUAUCGGAAGCCCUGGUACUUCAACCAGUGGUUACAUCAACACCUAUUAAUUUAAUAGAGUUCAAUUCAUCAUUAAAAGGCGCCAUCGUUGAAGAUGAAAAUCACCUUAUUGCAAAUAAUGUAAUCGAAGUUAUGGAUUCAAAUAUGAACAACCAGGCUGAUAUACUCAUAUCAAAUGACGUUGAUUCUAAAUUAGAAACGACUAUAAAAGAAAAGCCUUAUAUGCAAAAGCCAAAUCAAACUGUAGAAAAUUUGAAACUAUCAUAUUACUUACUCAUUGCAAAUGGUGACCUUUUUAAUGAGGAAAUUAAAUCUUUAUCUCAAGAAAGAUACAUUGAAUCAUCAGUUCGUUCAUCUAAAAAACAAAAAUCAUCAUGCAAAGAUUGUUAUCGUGAAAAACAGAAGGAAGCAGCCUCGGCUGCAUUGAAACAGGCAUCACUUGCUAAUGCCGUUGCUGUAAUAAAAGAUACCUUUCCAUUUGAGUAUCUGACUUUUGGAAAUCAAAUGAGAUGUAAUAUUGAAUAUGAACUCCAACAGAUUGAAAAGCAAAAAGAAAUUGAAUAUAAACCAGUGUAUGAUUCAACAUCAUUUAAAAUUCCUGAAGAGCAUCGAGACAAAAUAAACGAAUGGCUAAAGUAUGAUUUUUGCAUGCGUAUUGAAGGAAAUAUUACUUGA
Molecule: messenger RNA, 912 nt
Organism: Rotaria socialis
Lineage: Eukaryota; Metazoa; Rotifera; Eurotatoria; Philodinida; Philodinidae
Source: the annotation of a GenBank genome assembly